Messenger RNA from Monoraphidium neglectum, 759 nucleotides. Its product is annotated as gamma-glutamyl hydrolase. Gene Ontology annotation, molecular function: gamma-glutamyl-peptidase activity. The record is from RefSeq and is a predicted model, not a curated record. The coding region runs from base 1 to 759 and encodes 252 amino acids. NCBI's taxonomy places the organism in Eukaryota, Viridiplantae, Chlorophyta, Chlorophyceae, Sphaeropleales, Selenastraceae. Gene Ontology annotation, cellular component: vacuole. The transcript has 10 exons. Gene Ontology annotation, biological process: tetrahydrofolylpolyglutamate metabolic process.
AUGCAAACGAAGAAGGCGCUGUCAAACUCAGUGAAUGAGCGCCCCAUUAUUGGGAUCCUCUCUCAGCCUGGUGCGCCGGCCCCUGAUGGUGACUCGUACAUUGCCGCCAGCUACAUUAAGUGGGUUGAGGCCGCUGGAGCGCGCGUCAUCCCCAUCUUCUAUGACGACACACAGGAGGACAUCAGGCGCAAGUUUGCCGCAAUCAACGGGCUGCUGCUGCCCGGCGGCGGCGCCAGGCUCAAGCCGGGGCACCUCUUCUAUGACACGGCCGCCCAGCUGGUUGGCUUGGCCAUCAAGGCCAACGAUGCAGGCGAUUACUUCCCGGUGCACGGCACCUGCCUCGGGAUGGAGACACUCUCCAUCAUUGUGAGCGGCAACUACAGUCUGCUGGCGGACAUGGAUGCGGAGGAUGCGGCCGCACCCCUGCUCUACACUGAUGUCGCAGAGGACAGCCAUUUCUUCAGCUCCCUGCCCCCAGUCGUGGUGCGCAACCUGCAGAACCAGGCCAUUGCCAUGGAGAACCACAUGCACGGCGUCCUGAUGACGUCAUACGAGGAGAACCCCAAGCUCAAGGACUUUUUCAAGGUGCUCUCCCUCUCCCUGGACCGCAAGGGGCUGCCCUACAUCUCAACCAUGGAGGCCCGGAAGUACCCCAUCACCGCGACGCAGUGGCACCCUGAGAAGAACCAGUAUGGUGAGUUCGCGGCCGCAGCCCGGCCCCCUUUUGUGUGUGUGGGUAUCACCUUGUCGCUGGGCUGA